GAGGUGGUGCCACGAGCUUUUCAGGCUGCUGACUUGUCCUCCGGCCGCUUCGCCGAACUCCGGGGCCUUAACGAAGAUCUCGGGCUCUUGGGCUUCGGAAAUCUGAAGGUCCUCCUCCUCUCCGGCGCGCCUUUGACCUGCGAGGCACUGGGCGAGGUGCUCACUUUCGCGCCAAACCUAUGGAAACUGGAUGCCAGCUACUGCAGUUUGUCAGCUCUUCCGCCCCCGGAUCUUUGGAGCAGGAUGACUCACUUGAAAAGCUUGCUGCUCCACAAGAACCUCUUGGCCAAGUGGAGGGACGUGGAAGGGGCAUCCUGUCCACCAGCGCUCGAAUGGAUAUCACUCUAUGGGAACCCGAUCACAAGCCAACCUGAGUACCAGUCCUACGUGCUGAACAUUGCCAAGUCUUUGGUUGCCCUAGACCUGCGAGUUCUGACGGAUGAGGAGCACUUCGGCUCAAGCGAGUUUGGCUCAGCUGGAGCCGACGGUCACAUCAACAAGAAGAAGCCAGUCUUGCAAAUCAAGAAGACUCACUCGAACUUGGGCGGCGCCGAGAGCUUCAAGCGCUUUGCAGCCAAUAGCGAGGCCAGCGCGAUCCUCUUCCGCGAGAAGCCUCUGCCUUCUCCACUGUCAGCGUCUUCGUUGCUGAAAGAAGCCGCAGACGAGCUCCGGCAGCUCUAUACCAAGUCGGCCUACUGCAGUGCCGCGUUCGCCAUACAAGGGGGCUGGAGGGUCUAUAAGGCUCGAUCCUUGAAGGACCAGCUUCAGGCAAGGAAGGAGAACAGCGCCAUUAUGCUUCAGAAGUGUGCCCGGAAAUUCCUCUGGAAGAGGCAAAUGCAAACGUAUGUGCAGAAUUUCCUGGCGGAGGAAGAAGGUCUGGAUCUCCUUCUCAACGCCAAGGAGAUGUUGACUCUCCGUGCUUCCAAGCUGAUCGAGUCUUCCGUCAGACGCUGGGUGCGAAGGAGAAAGGAGCGACGUACCGUGCGUCAGGCUGCCACGAUCAUCGUGCGCAAUGUCAAAGGCUACCUCACACGCUGCAAGCUGCUGCGGAAGUUCCUGAAGCUGGACAAGUACCGGCGGAUCUUCUUCCCUGCAUCCUUCACGUGGGAGGCGAUCGUCUUGCUCAACGUGGCCAGGGCUGCGUGCGACAUGCCUCCACUACCCCGUGAGCAUCAGUUCGAGGCCGCUGAUGUCAUGGCAAUCCGGAUGGUGGACUCCAGCGAGAUUCCUCGCCUCAAGUCAGAUGUUUCCCGACUGCUGGCUUUCAGGAACUUCAGUUUACUGCGGCCAAGCCAUAGCGAACGCUACCCGAGCAAUCUCUGGGAUGGCCCAUUUCAUCGACUGGUCCCCGGCGGUGCCCCAGCGCACAUUUGCAAGGCCUACCAGAAAGUGCGCCGACGCGCAGCCAACGUCGACAACGUGUGUCGUCAGGUGUUUCUGGCGUCCUGUGCGCCUGGGCCUCAUCCCAUCCAUCGAGCACCAUGUCUGGAAGGUCCGUUCGUCGUCAGGGACACACAGGCGCCCGACUUUCGGGAACUCUAUCGCUUCGGCACAAUGCUCGGGGAGGGCGACUUCGGGAUCGUGUACACGUGCGAUGUGCGCCCGGGUCCUUUGUGGGACGAGGAGCUCAUGCGUGAGGCUGAGUCCAGACAUUCCACUGUGGAGGAGGACCCGGACGAAUUGGGUGUCUCAGCGGAGCACGAAGGACACCGGAAUCUGGCCCGCUUGCUGGCGGAACGGAGGCAUAUUUUGCAGAAGGAGAUGGACCAACGCCGUGAGCGGCAGAUGCAUCUUGUGGAUCAGCCCACCAAGCUGGAUGUGCCAACGGGUGGCCUGGUGGUGAAACUCGUGGAUCAUCGGUCCAGCUGGUGGGGCAGCCUAGCGGACUUUUGUCUGCAUUCUUCGCAGCAAGGGAAGUCAUGGCUUCUGCUGUCCAAGGAGGUGAAGAAGCUGUCGCAGCUCUCGCAUCCAAACCUCAUCAAGACGCACAACCUCUUCGUGGACGAUUACUUCGUCUACUUCGUGAUCUCCAGGUUUCCCUGCAGUUUACGAGAUGGGAUCUUGAACGCCUGCCGGUUCUCUCGACGCGGCCUACCACUUCCUAUUGCUGCGGAUGUAGCCGGACAGCUUCUCGCUCCGUUGGCUUAUCUCCACGCACGCCGUGUUGUCCACCGCGGCAUCACUCCCGACAACCUCGUCGUCUCCUCUCUCGACAUCCUUCGAGAGCGGUUUACGUUGGUGAUCGCCGACCUUUACUCGACUGCUCGGUGCAUCGAGGAUGGGGCGUACCUGUCGGAGGUCAUUGGCUCUCCAGAGUACUGGGCACCGGAGCUGGCGGAGUGCGAGUACAGCUACCCUGCAGACGUCUGGGCAGCUGGCGUGGUGCUGUGGUUCGCUGUGGCCAAGAAGUUGCCAUUCCAGAGUCUGGAGACUGUCCUCCUUCGCGACCUGGAACCCAAUGCCCGUGUGGCACCUGAAGCCUAUGAUGGCCUCUCUCAGCUACUCAGUCGUGAUGUCGAAGGCAGGGCGACUGCUGAAGAGGCAUUGCGGCAUGAUUGGAUCCUCGAGAGCCAAAACGGACCAGCAAUGAUCUCUGCCGCUUCCCGGCGGGGCGCCGUUACCACCUCUUCGUCGGAGCACGUGUCGAAGGGGCUGGAGGGUGCAGAUGGUGAGAGGGACGACAGUGACGAGAUUCGGAUUUGCUCACAGAAGUACCUGGUGUUCUGA
Symbiodinium sp. CCMP2456 is the source of this 2727-nucleotide messenger RNA. Lineage: Eukaryota; Dinophyceae; Suessiales; Symbiodiniaceae. The record is from the annotation of a GenBank genome assembly.